Messenger RNA from Cylas formicarius (sweet potato weevil), 2745 nucleotides. RefSeq names its product exostosin-2 (gene sotv). The transcript is spliced from 6 exons. Lineage: Eukaryota; Metazoa; Arthropoda; Insecta; Coleoptera; Brentidae. The coding region runs from base 253 to 2391 and encodes 712 amino acids. Gene Ontology annotation, cellular component: membrane. Gene Ontology annotation, molecular function: glycosyltransferase activity. The record is from RefSeq and is a predicted model, not a curated record.
CAGUAUGCAAAGCACGGAAUGGCUCAACCCCAGCCGCAGUUCUGCUCGGGUGUAAAAAUCACCUUUCUUCUUAAUUUGUUCUGGGGCAAAUUGUUUCCGCCACAGGUGCAAGAGCCGUCGAUUUGCAUGAAAUCUAACCAAUGUGAGGCGGUAUGUUUGUGUUAACCGUUUCGGGCUGUGAUUUCGAAGGAAUUGGAAAAUAUAAAUCAGAUAUGAUGUAACGAAUGUUAUGUACACGAAAGUCUUAAAACGAUGAAUCCCCAAAAACUCGUGGCGAACAGGGUAUACUACAAUUUCACGAAUGCUUCUUCGUACCACAAGUACAAGAAUUUUUUCGUCGUUCUCCUGGUGGCGUCUGUUUUCAUAGCGGCGAGCUUGCCGUUCGUUUAUUUCGCCAACGACGUAUCCGGUAACGAUGAAAAAAUUAUUCUCGAUAAUUUGCAAUCCAUCCCGGAGGUGGUACUGUAUACGAGAGAUGAUUCGCCGGCGCCCAGGAACGUCAAGUGCACUCACUGGAACUGUUUCAAUAUCUAUCGUUGCGGCCACAGCGCCCGAGACCGAUUGACGGUAUACGUGUACCCUUUUAGAAAAUAUGUGUCCGAAAUGGGAGACAGGGCUAUCGCGGACGACAUUUCCAAAGAGUUUUAUACCAUCUUAUCGGCCAUAGUGAAUUCGAAAUAUUACACUUCCAAUCCGCGGGAGGCUUGUUUGUUUGUUCCAUCCAUCGAUACCCUGAAUCAGGAGCGGCUCGAUUUGAAUUUGACGUCGAGGGCGCUGAAAUCGCUUCCCUACUGGUCGAACGGGGAGAAUCACUUGAUAUUUAACAUGAUCGCCGGGACGGCUCCGGAUUUCUCACCGGUGGUCGAUUUGGAUCUGGGAAACGCGAUGGUGGCGGGCUCCGAUUUCGACUCUUUCGCGUUUCGACCGCGGUUUGAUGUACCGCUGCCCCAGUUCAGUCCCGUGGCGAAUUUGGGAGAACUGUCUGACAUUAAUUCUCAAAGACCGUGGUUGGUCGUGUCCGCGCAGCUCAACAUCGACCCCUAUUACCUCGACGAGCUGCAAAAGAUGGCGUACCGGUAUCGCAACAGCUUGUUGCUGUUGGACGCGUGCCACCCGCACAAAUACGCCGCCCGCUGCGACGUAAAUUCCGACCGGAGGUUUGUUUAUCCCCGCGUGUUGAGAAAAUCGACGUUCUGUUUGAUAUUUCGCGGAAAGCGGAUCGGCCAGAUGGCGCUGCACGAGGCGAUGGCCGCCAAUUGCGUGCCCGUCGUAGCGAUCGACGGUUGCGUUUUGCCGUUCUCGGAUGUGAUAGAUUGGAAACGUGUCGCCGUUUUCGUCAUGGAGAGCCAUUUGGGUACGCUGAUGGACGUUUUGCGAGGCGUUUCUCCCAAGCGAAUAGAGACGAUGCGCAAGGCGCUCAAAUUCUACUACGACACGUACUUUUCCACUCUGGAAAAGGUCGCGUUGACGACCUUGGAUGUGAUCCAGGAGCGGGCUUAUCCGCACUCGGCCAGGACUUACGACGACGUGAACUUGACCCCCGAAGAGGUAAACGAAAACCCGUUGUUCUUCCCCAGCACCGCGUCCAGGGCUUCCGGAUUCACGUCCGUCAUUUUGACGUACGAUCGCGUGACCAGCCUGUAUACGCUGAUCGAGCGGCUCGCCAAGGUGCCCAGCCUGGCGAAAAUCGUCGUCGUAUGGAACAACCAGAAGAAAAACCCGCCGCCACCGGCCGAUUUUCCGAAGAUCGAGAAACCGAUCAGCGUGAUCCGGACCAAAGCGAACCACCUGUCGAACCGUUUCUACCCGUACAAAGAGAUCGAGACGGAGGGCGUGUUGCACAUCGACGACGACAUCGUGAUGCUGACCGCGGACGAGGUGGAGUUCGCGUUCGAGGUGUGGCGCGAGUUCCCCGACCGCAUCGUCGGCUUCCCGUCGCGCACCCACGUCUGGAACAACGGGACGCGCGGCUGGCGCUACGAGUCCGAGUGGCUCAACGAGAUCUCGAUGGUGCUGACGGGGGCCGCGUUCCUCCACAAGUACUGGAGUUACUUGUACACGACCAGGUUGCCGGGAACGGUCCGCGAUUGGGUCGACGACAACAUGAACUGCGAGGACAUCGCGAUGAACUUCCUGGUUGCGAACGUGACGGGGAAGCCGCCCGUCAAGGUGACGCCCCGCAAAAAGUUCAAGUGUCCCGAGUGCACCAACACGGAGACGCUGUCCGCCGAUUGGGGUCACAUGAUCGCGAGGUCGCAGUGCGUCGACAGGUUCGCGCGGGCCUUCGGUCGGAUGCCGCUCCGGAGCGUCGAGUUCCGGGCGGAUCCGGUACUGUUCAAGGACGCUUUCCCGGAGAAGCUCAAGCGGUUCAACGAUAUCGGCAGUCUGUAACGUUCGGGAGGACCGGUAGGUAAUCCCGGGGACUUUGUUUUGUGUAAACCCGUACCCGCGGGAAAUAAAGAAACGGAAUGGAAUAAAUUCGUUGUCUAUUUUCUCUACGACGCGCGUUAUAUUCCGGUGCGAGAAUUUUUUCAACUUUUUCAGUUCCGAGACCACCCUAAAUGCCUGCCGAAUUUCAACCCGUGUGCUUUAAAUCUCCCACCCACCGAAGCUCCGUUACAGAGAACAGACAGGAAAUAAUAUAUGUUUUUUUUUCUACUAAUCGUUUUUAUAGAUUUUUUACAUAAUUGCUGCUUUUACAAAUUGCUGACAACCGGGUUCGUUUCGAUUGGAGGUAGUAUUGGU